AUGAGAUUCUCUCAUUUUUUAAAAUAUAAUGCAGUUCCGGAAUGGCAAAAUCACUACAUUGACUAUGUGGCAUUAAAAAAUCUUAUCUAUACUUUACAAUCAGAUGAAUUAAAUCAUUCUGUUGAUAAUACAUCAACCCUCAAUGAACUAAAUGGGCUUGAGGAGACUCCUAAAGGAACAGAAAUAACCAAAGCAGCUUCAGUGAAGGACUUAACUUCUAAGAUCAAGAGUACAUUUUUCAAAUCUAAAAAUAAAGCAUACUCUUCAGAAAAAAUUGAUAAAACUACAGAGGUGGAAGAAACUAUUGAGCUGGAUGAUAUCUCUUUCAAUAUAAACAAAUUAGAUAAUCCAGUGAAAAAUAUCUUUUCCGCUAAGUUAAAGUCAAAGAUAAAUGAUAGUUCUGUAUCUUCUCAGUCAAAUGAACUAAAUACGAGUAAUAACUCUUAUGAUGUAUUCUUAAUAAACUUAAUAGAUGAGAGAAUGAAAAUUGAUGAUUUCUAUAAAAGAAUGGAAGCUAAAUUCUAUGAAAAGUUUGACUCCCUGUUGAGUGAUUUAGAAGCAGAAAAUAUAAUUUCUUUUGAACAGAUUGCCUCUCAGCUUGACUCUAAUACAUCAGAUAUAGAAACUAUUAAACUAAAAUUAUUGAAUAAUAAUAAUAAGCGAAGAUCAACCAACUCUUUUAACAUUAAAUUAUCUCAUGAGGAUAAUGAACUUCGAAAUCGAUUUGAUUUGUCAGAAGAAGACUUUGAUGAGGAUGAAGAAGUGGAAUAUGAAAUUGAUGGUAUCCAGGAGAAUAGUGCUUUGUUAACCUAUUCUCAAGUAAAUAUAAAAUCACAGAAAAAAUCCAUUUUAAAACAAUCUAUUAUUUAUCUUUAUAUUGAUCUUUGUCAAUUGAAAUCAUUUAUUGAAUUGAACAGUAUUGGUUUCAGUAAGAUCACAAAAAAGUUUGAUAAGGUAUUACAUAUGUCUACAAGAUCUGAACUGAUAGAUACUGGGAUAUUUUUCAAAGAUAUAUAUACAUUUAAGAUAUCUACUCUUAACGCUUUGAAUCAACGAAUCCAGCUUUUAGUGGAAUUCUACGCACUGAUAACUGACCAAUCUGAUAAUUUAGAUAAUUGCAAAAAAGAAUUAAAAUCAUUUUUACAUGAUCAUAUUGUAUGGGAAAGGAGUAAAACUUGGAAAGAUAUGUUGGGUUUAGUUUCAGCAAAUGAACAGAUUAGACCUGAUCUGGAUAUAAUUGAAAAAGAGAAUAAUGAGAAACGGGAGAAAUUAAAUCUUGAUUUUUAUUUAUGGGAACUUUCAAAGCCAAUAGAAUGGAAAUUUAUUCAUAUUUCGCGUGUUGGUGUACCUAAAUUUCUUUUCACUAAGAAAGCUGCUAAGCUUGCAUUUAUUAUUACAUUUACUGGUAUAUUAUUAGGAGUGAAAACAUUUAAUGAUAGAAUCGAGGGUCGUUGUAUGGCCUUAGUUGAAUGUGUUGCUUUCUUAUGGGCAUCAGAGGCUAUACCAUUGCAUAUUACAGCCUUUUUAGUUCCAUUAUUAACUGUCUUAUUUAAGGUGUUAAAAGAUAAAGAUGGAAAGACGAUGGGUGCAGCAGCUGCUUCAUCUGAAAUAUUCGCAUCAAUGUGGUCUUCUACAAUUAUGAUCUUAUUGGCAGGUUUUACUUUAGGGGAAGCUUUAUCUCAGUAUGAUAUUGCAAGAAUCAUAGCCUCUUGGCUAUUGUCAGCUGCAGGUACAAAACCAAGAAAUGUUAUCCUAAUGGCAAUGGCUGUUGUGUUUUUCUUAUCUAUGUGGAUAUCUAAUGUCGCUUCCCCUGUGUUAACAUACUCGUUAUUAACACCAUUGCUCGAUCCAUUGGAUAGCGAUACCCCAUUCGCAAAGGCAUUGGUCAUGGGUGUCGCAUUGGCUGCAGAUAUUGGGGGAAUGGCAUCGCCAAUAUCCUCUCCACAAAAUAUUAUUUCUAUGAAUUAUUUGAAGCCAUAUGGCAUUGGUUGGGGUCAGUUUUUUGCUGUUGCACUACCCUGUGGUAUUUUGGCUACAUUGUGUUCAUGGGGGCUAAUGUGCACAACGUUUAAAAUUAACACUACCAAGUUAGAAAAGUUUACUCCAAUCAGAACAAAAUUAACUAUAAAACAAUGGUAUGUUAUUGUUGUUUCUAUAGGUACUAUUUUGUUAUGGUGUGUAGAGUCUAAAAUAGAAGCAGCAUUUGGCUCGUCAGGUCAGAUUGCAAUUUUACCAAUUGUCUUAUUUUUUGGAACAGGAAUAUUGACAACAAAGGACAUUAAUAAUUUCCCAUGGCAGAUUGUCAUUUUGGCUAUGGGAGGUAUAGCAUUGGGUGAUGCGGUUUCAUCUUCAGGAUUAUUAACAACUAUUGCAAGAGCACUACAAAGAAGAAUUGAGCAUGAUGAAUUGCUAGCAAUUUUAUGUAUUUUUGGAAUUUUGAUGUUAGUUGUAGGAACAUUUGUUUCGCACACUGUUUCCGCCAUUAUUAUAGUCCCAUUAGUCCAAGAAGUGGGAGAAAAUCUUGAUAGUCCAAAAGCUGCACCUGUACUUGUUUUUGGCUGUGCAUUAUUAGCAUCAUGUGGUAUGGGUCUAGCAUCAUCAGGUUUUCCUAAUGUCACUGCAAUUUCUUUAACUGAUAAAAAAGGAAAUAGAUACUUGGAUGUGCUAACAUUUUUAACUAGAGGUGUUCCUGCGUCAUUAUUUGCGUUCGUUUGUAUUAUAACUAUGGGAUAUGGUAUAAUGAUUUCUAUUGUUAAAGAUACGCCAUCAACUGUCUCAAGUGGUCCUUAA
Molecule: messenger RNA, 2790 nt
Organism: Arxiozyma heterogenica
Lineage: Eukaryota; Fungi; Ascomycota; Saccharomycetes; Saccharomycetales; Saccharomycetaceae
Gene: PHO87
Product: SPX domain-containing inorganic phosphate transporter
Exons: 1
Coding region: 1-2790 (929 amino acids)
Biological process (GO): phosphate ion transport; polyphosphate metabolic process; transmembrane transport
Cellular component (GO): membrane
Molecular function (GO): phosphate transmembrane transporter activity
Source: RefSeq, a predicted model, not a curated record